Sorghum bicolor (sorghum) is the source of this 932-nucleotide messenger RNA. RefSeq lists its product as uncharacterized. The coding region runs from base 108 to 845 and encodes 245 amino acids. Lineage: Eukaryota; Viridiplantae; Streptophyta; Magnoliopsida; Poales; Poaceae. The record is from RefSeq and is a predicted model, not a curated record. The transcript has 2 exons.
AUGUGUUUAAGUUCAAAGAUGAAUAUAAGGCAAGAGUAGCAGUUCGCAAGACGAGAGGUUAUCCUGCAAACUACGUCACUGAUUUUGUGAAGGACCAUAAGAAGAAAAUGCUUGCAUUCGCCCAGGAGUUGCGUGUUCGUAACCCUGCGAGUAUUGCAUGGAAGAAGUGGUCCGAGGAGAGGGAAAAGGAGAUAGAGGAGUACCGUGCAAGCAAGGCUGAAGAGCAUGCAAGGAAGGCUGCGGAGGAGGCUGAGCGAGUUGAGAUGCAAUGCUUGAACGAUACUAUUGCCUCAUUAUGUGCUAAGAUUGGAUGCACCGGAAACUGGCAAGCAGAUGUGGGCCGUGCUAAGUACGCGGAGAAUAUGAUAUUAGGGCGGGACGGUGCAGUUGGUGGCACUGCUAGCCGUCCGAUUGUGGUCGAAGAGGAGGCCGAGGCGGAGGAAGACGACGACACCGGAAGGAUAGGCGACCUCAUUCGUCUUGCCGAGGAAUUGGGGUACCCUCAGGAGGAGCAUGACUAUGAAAUGGGAAGGAUAGGCGACCUACUUCGUCUUGCAGAGGAGGGUGAGGCGUCAGGGCCGAUGCCUGUCGGUGCCUCAGAGGAGGGUGAGGCUGCAUACCACAACCAGAAGACAUCGGUCUACGACUCAUGGUGGCCAACAGACAUGACCGAGGAAGAGGGACAGUUAUACUCUCAGGCGGCAGAAGAGGCGGAGGCAGCUUACUACGAGAGACAGGCUAGUGAGGCCAAGGCAGCGGAGGCGAGCAUGGGUAAGGAGGCUGUAGUGGACGAUUGGGAGUCCGAGGACGAGUUGCUUACGCAGUGGUGCACGCAGUUUGAUUGAUGUGGUAAUGUAUGUGAGUGGCUUAGGGAUGAGACUUUUGUACUAUGAAACUUGUCAUGUAAUAAUUUGUACUCCGACGUAUUUCAA